UCCCGAGAGAAGAGACUCCGGCGAGGUCCUCCGAGCAGCGUUCCUUCGGUUAUACGUGUUCCCUGUGUAGCCACCAGCUCACGAUCAGCGGCCCCAACUUUGGUGUGGAAUAUACAAGCCCAGGCUGGCCUCCGCAGUCCGGCAGGACGCUGGUAGUCACACAUCCACUCAUCCAGCCUCUGGAUCAUCGUCUGACUCGCUCCUCCGUUAACGGGCGAACAUUGUUAAAAACGCGCCAGGAUUAAAUAUACGCGUUGUAUACACUUGAUCGACGCGAAAAUACCUAAUCACGCGGUUCCCUGCACGUCUAAUAUACACAGAUCGUAUAUACAACAUCAUUGUAUCGAACCAUCCUACGCGUGCAACCGCGCGUGCCUGUGUGUGUGUACGUGUGUAUGUGUACGUGCGUGUGUGUGUGUAUACAUACAUAUAUAUAUAUAUGUAUGUAUGUAUAAUGCCUUGUGUCAUCUGUGUACAUUUAUAACUGUCUCUAAACUUGUCCGCGCGUGCGUCGCCGAUCAAUCGAUGUAUAAACACCUCGUCUACGUUAUACCGUACGCUAUACGCAUCGACGUAUCUCGUACAUGCAAUUCCUGCGGUAUGCAUACACGUGGACUAUAGCUACGCGCGUGUGUGUGUGUGUGUUAUUCGUAUAAAAACCGCGCGUGCAUUAUUGUAUAUAUAUAUAUAUAUAUAUACAUAUACGGUUGUAAUGCCUGCAGUGGAAGAAAGGAAUAAAUUAUACCUGUGUUAAAAGUGUCGUUUGAUUUUGAAGGGGUAUAAUCGUCGUAACGACGACGACAACAGCAACAACAACAACAACAACAGCAUCGUUAAUAAAGAUAACAAUAACAAUAAUAAUAAUAAAAGAAACGAGGUAACAAAAAAAGAAAAAAAAAAGGAACUAAACUAUAAUGUUCUUAUUGUUCUUGUUGUUCUUUAUGCCGCAGCAGUACUGUACCUCGUUCAAUUUUGACACGUAAAGAAACAAGAAAAAAUAAAAACAUACAAACAACAAUCUCGCGGCGGGAGUAAUAAUUGUGUUGAAGUGACAUAUGCGUAGAGAGAGAGAGAGAGAUAGAGAGAGGAAAGUUGGAUCUGCAACGCCUCGUGCAAUAUACGCGUAUUAUACAUAUAUACAUGUAUACCAGUAAGCGUGCGGCAGAGUUAUCGCACGCGUGAAACGCGGACAGCUGAUAAUAAUUGGGCCUUACUGCGAAAUUGAACGCGGGGCCGCGAAAGGUGCGCGACGCUAUUGCACUUGAGUGCAGUGCGGCGGCAGCAGCAGCAAGCAGCCUGGAUGAACGAUUAAGAACGGGCCCGGUAUAGCUAAGCGUGAGAGAAGAAACCGCGGAGAUGUGAUCCAGAGACUGGGAGAUAGCCGGUAGUUUGUAGUUCACCUAUCCCACGAACAUGCAGCCUCCCGUCUGCAUCAGCAUCCCAGCCGAGAGGAAUCACACCUUCGAUCUUAACUAAAUGCAACCCAAACGAAUCUCUUCCUCCAACGUGCCAUACAUUCUUCAGCAGCCUGUGAUACAAGACUUGAAACGAAAGAAAGAAAAAGAAAAAAAAAACGAAAAAAUUGUACACCGGACACACGUCUGCGCAGCCUGGUGAUCUGCGGGACGGACGUUUCACUGUAGCCGUAAGAAAAGUAACGACAUAUCGAUGCAGCGGAAAUUUUGUUAACCAACCAUCGAGGCAUCGUCACUCCCUGAAUUAAAUUAUAUACGUAUAGUAUACCCGUUGUACCUGAAGGAGUCGAGGAGAAACGAAGACUUGAGAAUAAAGGAAAUGUCGACGUGCGCGGACGAACCGGACCCGGGCUCCAUCCACAUCCAGGAGGCCUUGUCUCCGGUCGAGGGUCCCGUCUCACCGGCAUCCUCAUCUCUGAGCAACCAUAAUCAAAACGAUAAUGACCAAGUACUGCUAGCGACGAUGCAGCCGGUGAACGUCCUGGACCUUCACGAGCCGUCGCAGCACCCUCUUCACCACAAGUUUCACCGUCACCAUCACCAUCACCAUCAGCAGCAACAGCAGCAUCACCAUCCGCACCACGCGCACCACCAGCAGCACCACCACCACAGCCAUCAUCACCACCAGCACCAGCAGGAUCAGGAUCAGGACACGCGGGGCGAAGAAGACGAUGACCGGGUGACUCCAGAGGCGGCUGGGACGGUAGUAGCGCCGCCAUCGAACCUCGGUGAGCACAAGAUGAUCGACCUGAUAUACAACGACGGUCAGAAGACCGUCAUGUACACCCACGACAAGGAGAUCAUCUACGAGAACGAGGCGGACAGGGUCCAGGUCGUCGAGUAUCCGCCCCCGCCGCCCUCUCCGCCGACGAACUCCAGGUCGCGAGCCGCAGCCCUCCACCUCCAUCACUAUCCUCAGCUGCAGCUCCAGCAGCACGAGGACGCCAUCAUGGCACGUGGCACACCCUGCACUUCCGCUGCCUCUGGAUCAAACUGCGCGACUACAACCACCGUCCUCGUUUUGUCGGAACUCGUUGCCGCCGAUCCCGGAGCCGCGCAGCUCGCCCUUGGCAAUACCGCAUCCCUUCGCGCAGGGAGGAGAAGUCGCGCCGAGGAGGAUUCCGGUGGCGCGGAAGAGGUUCAAGGUCAAGAUCAGAACUUCGGACCCGGUGCAUCUGGGAGUCGAGAGGAGGAGGAAGAUCUCCAGGGUAGAGAGGAGGCGCAGUCGCUCCAGACUGCGGACGGAGAAUCCGCGGAGGAGGACGUGCACAAGAGGGUCGCGGCGGUGCAGGUGCAGGUGCAGGCGAUGGAGGGCGACUGGAGGGCCUACUGCGAGCAUCCCCUGUCCGUGGCGACCGCAGCCAUGCUCAACCUGCAGCAGCAGCAUCAGGUGUCCGCCGUUUCCGGUCACGCGGACGAUCCCGGCGCCUCCUACGUUUACGAGUACUACAAACUCCCGGACAAGACACAGGACGUCAAACUUCCCCCCACCCAUGAACUCUGGUCCACGGGUGUGAUGGGCCAGAAGCUGCUGGUGCAGGAGCCGCAGGGUUCGGGAUCAUCGAACCGCAUGGAGACGGGCCCGGAGUCAUCCGGCAGCGGAGAACUCCACCACUUCCUCCACCAGUACAACCAGUCGCACAGUCCGGGGGUCCAGAGUAUGCCCAGCGGUCUGCCACUGAGUCCGCAGUCGAUGCAGCGGCACGAUUCCGGCCCCGGGGGCGUUUCCGGUGUGAAACGAGAGCCGGAGGACCUGAGCUCGUCGCGGGGCCAGCAGUCCAGCAACAAACGGCACAAGGCCCAGGACAGCCCGACACCGCCGGCCGACCACUCGGCCAUGUACCACCACCAGCACCAGCUCCAGGUCCAGCAAUACGGCAGCCCCUACGACCCCUACUCCUCCUGCAGUCCCAGGUUGCAGUCGGCCGCCUACUCCUCCGGGUCUUCGGGGGGUGCGGGACUCCAGCAGGAGGGAACCGCGGUCUACGUCACAGGAGACACCCUUCCGCCGCUUCCCUCCUCGGGUUCCUCGUCGUUACCGACGACGACCGCGUCCUACACCCGGUACGACGUCGUCCCGAGCUCCUACGCCGUCACCCACACGAUAAGGUCAUCCUCCAGCAGCAGCAAAGCUCUCACCGUCGACCUGCCAAGCCCCGAUUCCGGCAUUGGUGCCGACGCCGUUACUCCGAGGCAGGAUCAUCAUCCGCCACCGACUGCUCUUCAUCAGACGUCCUUCGAUUACACGGAACUCUGUCCCGGAGGUCCUGUCGCCGGGACAGCCGUGGUCCUCGAAAACGGGGCGGUCGUUCAUCACCAGCCCCUUCAACUCCAGCUCCAGCAGGGCCACGGCCAGGUCCAAGUCCAACGGGGUGGGAGCGGAGGACUCGUAGCAUCGGGUGCGAGCAAUCCGAACGCAUCCCAAAAUCCGCCAAGAUCGAGACCUUGGCACGACUUUGGCCGACAAAACGACGCUGACAAGAUUCAGAUACCAAAAAUCUACUCGUCCUACGGUUUCAAAUAUCACCUGGAAGCGCCGAUCAGCACCUCGCAGCGUCGGGAGGACGACCGCAUCACGUACAUCAACAAGGGUCAGUUUUACGGCAUCGCUUUGGACUACAUACCGGAUCCAGACAAGCCGCUCCUCAAGUCCGGUCAGACGGUUAAGAGCGUCGUUAUGCUGAUGUUCCGAGAGGAGAAAAGCCCCGAGGACGAGAUAAAGGCGUGGCAGUUUUGGCACGGCAGACAGCAUUCGGUCAAGCAGCGCAUACUCGACGCUGAUACGAAGAACAGCGUUGGCUUAGUUGGAUGCAUCGAGGAGGUCGCGCACAACGCGAUUGCCGUUUACUGGAACCCGGUUGAAUCUUCUGCCAAGAUAAACGUGGCGGUCCAGUGUCUGAGUACAGACUUUUCGAGUCAAAAGGGCGUGAAAGGUCUGCCUCUCCACAUCCAAGUUGACACGUACGAGGAGCCUCCACCCCAUCCGCACACUCACACGCCUACGCCACCCUCGCAUCGGGGCUACUGUCAGAUAAAAGUGUUCUGCGAUAAGGGUGCGGAGAGGAAAACAAGGGACGAGGAACGGAGAGCGGCAAAGCGGAAGAUGACGGCCACUGGAAGAAAGAAGCUAGACGAGCUCUACCAUUCCGUUACGGAACGCAGCGAGUUCUACUCCAUGGCGGAUCUACAUAAGCCCCCGGUCCUCUUCUCACCACCCGCUGAACACACCAUCGACAAGUUCUCGCCGAUGGAACUGUCCGGAUUUUACGGCGGUGGCGGCGGCGGCACAACCGGCGGAGACACGGACACGUCGUCACUGAGCAACGGAGAAGGUGGCGGAGUAAAAGCGGGGCCGAGCAGUCCGUACCCGACGUGCGUGAGGCCGAGUCUCCCUGCGCUCAAGUUCCACAAUCACUUCCCACCGGACAACCUGACCUCCAUCCACGACAAGAAGGACUCCCUGCUGAUGCAGGUCCAGGAACUCCAGGGCUCGGCGCUCCAGGGGAUGCAGCAGACCGGCCUUGGAACCGGCGUGGCGGUCGGCAACCGGCUUCACCUUCAGCAGCAGCAUCUUCGCGGCAACGAAUCCGAGGAACGCGUUAUGCUCUACGUCCGGCAGGAGUCCGAGGACGUUUACACACCACUCCACGUCGCGCCGCCCUCGGUUCAAGGACUCCUCAAUGCUAUUGAGUCAAAGUACAAAAUUGCAUCCUCGAGUAUUAAUAACCUCUAUCGCAAAAACACAAAGGGAAUUACGGCGAAAAUUGACGACGACAUGGUGCGAUAUUACGUCGACGAAGACCUUUUCCUACUCGAGGUUAGUCACACCUCUGUAUCGAGUAACUCCGACCCGAACUCCGAGCACGAUCCCUCGUCGCCUGGCGACAUCAGGAACGGAGCUGGGGCCGGAUAUGACGUCACUCUCAUCGAGCUUUCGACCCCAGCGGUCCAGCCCUCGGUUCCGGUCUCAGUUCCGGGGUCGUUGUCGCCCCACCCCCACUCCCAGCAUCAGCACCAACAUGGACACCCUCACGAGAGCAACAAUACGUGAGCUAGGAACGAGGAUCGCCGAGUCAAAAGUUCGAGCUUGGUAGUCGGGUGAGGAGAAGAAGAAGGGAAACGAUCGGAUAGAGGUACAGAAUCGAGUAAUGAUUCGUAAUUAUACCGGUACAAUCUCUUGAAACUUGUAAAUUCAACCGCGCAUGCGCGGGUUUUAUCGACUCUUCGCGCAGGCUGGCCAUCCCGAGUUUUCAGCUGUCAACCUCUUUCUGGCGGCGAUGUGGUUCGUACGAAUUUUCGAGGUUAGAAUCUCACGUAAUUAAGGCAGCGAAUCGGAAAAGUUUGGGAAGCAUUUGUUGUUGGGUCGGAAAGUUGAUUCUUCAAAGAACGGUCGGAAUUUAAUACUUACGCGCUUUGAAAAUUUAAACGUACACAUUUUGCGUACGUUGGCACGCCUGCAUCGCGGACAAAAAUAUCGCUUCCGGAAGAUUUUGCCGACCAAUGAGAUUGAAUUACUUGGCGCACGCGCGGUUGAUUUUCAACUUUCAAGAGAUUUUCCCGGUGUGCGUAUAUGUAGGCUCGCAAGGAAAGUGUCUGGUCUUCGGAUCACGGAUCGACCGAAACUUCUAGAACAGUUACUUCGGCUCAAAAUACGAAGCUUCCGAUGUGUAAUUUUGUCAAAUCGCUCCGUUUACGAUGUACAUCAGGUCGUCGAAGAUUCGCAGUUUAAUGAAAAUUAAUAUCGAAGGCAAAAACACGCUUCUUAUCUUGUUAGGUCAGGAAAUCAACCACAGAAAUUCUGGGAAAAUCAAUGAUCCAGAGACAGGAUACACUCCGUGUUAGUUUUAUCACGUUAUCGUUAUGUUUGGGUGAUUGUGGCAGUAGAAUCGAAGUGACCGUUACUCGUGUGCACUUUAAGUGAGAACGAGCCUAUCCCACCAUCUUCUUUUUUUGUUUUUUCUAUUAUUGUACUGUAUACGUAAAGUAACUGCACUGUCUUCCGCUCUCUCGUUAUAAUCGGAUAAUUCUCCCGAGAACUCAUUAUGUACCUAUAACAAUCGCGUCGAUAUCACACGAUUCUUCAUCGUUGUAAAUACUUUCAUGCUAUGUGUUACACCUAUAUACAUUAUUUCGUUAUGUCUACUCUAUACAUCUUAUAUAAACUCCGAGUAUAAUUUUCUCCGUUAAGUCACAAUUCAUUCGCCCAAUUUAAAUCGUCAAACUAUAAAAUGGCCGUUGGUCGUUUUGACAACCAUAUUCAAUACUACUCCGAUGUUCUUAACAAUUACUUAGGCGCUAUAAUAUUGUUCUCAUUAUUUCGUAAAAUUUUUUUAUGGAUGUAGAGUAAAAAUUCCCAACAGCGGACAUCUUCGGGAUUAGAAAUAUUGUCCGUUAUUGAGGAGUGGCCGCUAUUAAGAACAAUAUUAACGUGUAAAUUGUGCUUCUGGAGAUUUUUAGACUGUCCGUUGUAAAAAGGGAUCCUUUGUUGAGAGGUGUCCGUUAAGAAAAGUUUCACUGUAUUCGCGACACAUUAUCAACCAAAAGUGAGUCUCGUCGAAAAUAUUGAAUACUUUAUGAUAUGAUAGAAAUCGGGAAAAAAUCAACCACGGUCAAAGACGAUAAGAAAAUUAAAUUUAAAUAAAAACAGUACCCAAAAGUUAUCAAUAAAUUGUUUAAACAAAACAUUGCUUAAAAAAUCCGCAGGGAAUGUUUUUUUUUUUUUUUUUUGUCAUGUGAAGUUCGUUUAUUUUUUUGAAUACACGUGAAUUGUUAAAAAUUUUCUUAUUAUUUUGAAAUUUCGAAAGGAGAGAUGUAACGCAAUGAGAUUUGAUUUCGGCUUAGCGAACCCACGUACAUCGUUUCAAAACAUGUUUUCUAUUCAUCGUUGAGCCUUUGUACACGUAUAGAGUCAGUUGUGCUCUUCAAUAUAAAUAAAUCAAAUCCAGUCAAGUAAAUCGCAAAAUAAUAAUUGGCAACCACAAAACGAACGACAGCUCAUGUUUCAGCGAAGAUUUCACUAUUUUCCGAAUGUUUGUUCCUUACAAACGAGGUCGAGUCAGAUUCCACAAAAAGUUCGAAAGCUUUGACCCACUAUUCGAUAUGACUUAGCUGAAUAUCGGUACUGCGGGAUUGUUUGGAAAUUGGUAAAAGAUCUGCUAUUUCAGCGUCAAAAUUAUUCAAUAUGGCCGCCGAGAUAGCCGGCAAAGCCAUUAUAAUGAGUAAGCACUUGUUUACCUUACCUGCGUGAUUCACUCUUUUCAUCUUUCGGCGGCGCCAAGCUCUCAAAAUUAUUGUAAUAAUUUAAAAGUAAUAAUAAAAGAAGGAAUAAAAAAAACCGGAAUAUCGUACGUUCGUGACGCGGUGUGUGAAUCAGCUUUAGAGAUCCACGUGUACAUCAACGCUAAAGUUUAUAAAUUUUUACUCGUAACGCAAAGGUAGAUUUACAAUACACGGGCAUCUUCACCAAUCAUAAAUUUUAACAAUGCCGAUUACGCAAUCAAAGAUAAAUUAACAGGGGCCGAUCUUUGUCCACCUGUCGUUUUUGUUUUCUCCAUUAAACCUUAUAACCGAUUGUUAACGUUAAUUUAGAAGCAAAUAAAACAUUUUAGACAACUGAAAGAACUCAUCCAUUAAUCUGGCGUGAUUCGUUCGUGGACGGCAUGCCACGUUACUAUUGAAUAGCAGACAUUGAACUGAUAAAAAACAAUCAACAAUUGAGUGUAAAGUCUACGUGUGAUUGGUUCUAAUUACCGGUAUAAGCUCGUUUCUGUUUUUAUGUAGAUACGGUUGGCUGUUCAAAGUUAAUCUAUAAUAGUCGAAUAAAAACUUGAUUUGCUUACGAAAAAAAAAAAAAAAAAAAAAACAGAAAGUAAUAAUGUACGGGUAACAGUUUGUGGAUAGCAGAGAAGUUGUGUUAUCGCAAAAAAAAUAGACACUUAUAGAGUCAGAAUGAAAAUGAGAAAA
This is a messenger RNA of Neodiprion virginianus, 8438 nucleotides long. RefSeq names its product protein grainyhead (gene grh). Lineage: Eukaryota; Metazoa; Arthropoda; Insecta; Hymenoptera; Diprionidae. The transcript is spliced from 14 exons. Gene Ontology annotation, biological process: regulation of transcription by RNA polymerase II. Bases 1795 to 5526 code for a protein of 1243 amino acids. The record is from RefSeq and is a predicted model, not a curated record. Gene Ontology annotation, molecular function: RNA polymerase II cis-regulatory region sequence-specific DNA binding; DNA-binding transcription activator activity, RNA polymerase II-specific. Gene Ontology annotation, cellular component: nucleus.